Messenger RNA from Bipolaris maydis ATCC 48331, 1974 nucleotides. NCBI's taxonomy places the organism in Eukaryota, Fungi, Ascomycota, Dothideomycetes, Pleosporales, Pleosporaceae. The record is from RefSeq and is a predicted model, not a curated record.
AUGCGACGCCAUCUCGCACAAUACUGGAUAGCCCACUUACAAUUCACAGGCGACUCGCGAUUUGCAAAUUUCCAGACCGACCCCAAGUUUCGACUGCCCUCCAAGAAGCACACCAAGACCAAGCUUGAUCCACGAUUCGCGCGCAUAAAGAGCGACCCGGACUUUUACAACAAGGCCAAGGUCGACAAGUAUGGCCGCAAGAUAUCCGAAGACGCAGGCAAGAAGGUUGUCGAGAGGCUGUACGAGAUGGAUAGUGAUGGGGAUGACGACGACCAAGACGAUGAACCCGAGCGUCCUGCCGGUAAGAAGCGGGAUCAGGCUGUUCUGAAGGAAAUAAAGCGGGUUGAGCAGCAAGGCUUUGACCCAAUUCGAGACGGUGGGCUUGAAUCCUCGUCAGAUGAAAGCUCUAGCGACGAAGAGGAAGAGGCAGACAUCUACGAGCAGGCUGAACUUGCUGGCGAGGGCAACGAAGUUCCAACUGGUGACAUCUCCGCACGUCUGGCUGCGGUCAACAUGGACUGGGACAACAUCCGCGCCAUCGACAUCAUGGCUGUCGCAAACUCUUUCGUUCCAGCUGAAGGAAGAAUCCUCAACGUGGUCAUAUACCCAAGCGAGUUUGGCAUGGAGCGUCUGCAGCGAGAGGAGAUCGAAGGUCCGCCCCGGGAGAUCUUCGCCUCGACCGCGAACAAGGAUAAGGACAAUAUCGGCAUGUCCGACAAUGAUUCCGAUGCCUCAGAUACGGACGGUGAGGGCCAGUCAAAUGCUGUCUUGCAAGAAGAAGAAACUGGCGAAGAGUUUGAUUCGACCAAGCUGAGAGCCUACCAACUCGACCGACUACGAUACUACUACGCUAUCAUCACAUGCUCUUCUGCUAAUGUUGCAAAGUCCAUUUACGACAAUCUCGAUGGCAGGGAGUACCUAACAAGCGCAAACUUCUUCGACCUACGAUUCGUUCCAGACGGUACCACGUUCGACCAAGAUCCCCACGAUGAAUGCUCCAAGCUCCCCGAUGGCUAUAAGCCGAAUGAGUUUUCGACAGACGCGCUCACCCACUCAAAGGUCAAGCUGACCUGGGAUGCUGACGACGCCACGAGGAAGGAAGUACAAAAGCGUGCCUUUUCGCGCAAAGAAAUCGACGAAAAUGAACUGCAAGCGUACUUGGGCACUGAUUCCUCAUCCUCUGAAGAUGAAGAAGAGGCUGCAAAGGCAGACAAGGCUGCAAGUCUCAGAGCAGCGUUAGGCCUUGAGGCACCCGGCAAGACCUCCAAAGCGAAGAAGAAAGCGUCCGCAAAGAAUGACCGCGACUUUCCAAAGCCGGAUAGUGAAAUGCAAAUUACUUUUACUGGAGGCCUGUCAAAGGAGAGCGGCAGUGGUGGUGUGUUUGAGAAUGAUAUUCCUGUACAAGAGACGACCAUGGAGAAGUACAUACGGAAGGAGAGGGAGAGGAAAGCGAAGCGCAAAGAGAGGAAGCUACUAACAGCUAAGGCCUCAAAGCAAGAGGCUAAGAAAGCCAAGAAAGCCAAGAAGGCAGAGCAGGAGCUGCAAGACCAGGCAGCUGCAGCAGAACGUGCAAAUCUGGAGCUGCUCAUGGCUGAUGAGGACGAUUCCAAGAUGCGCCACUUUGACAUGAACGAAAUUGUCAAGUCAGAGAAGGCUAAGAAGAAGGGAAAGAAGGCCAAGAAGAAUGCUCCAGUGGUGGAAGACAACUUCAAGAUCAAUACUACUGAUCCACGUUUCGCGAAGUUGUAUGAGAGUCAUGAGUUUGCCAUUGAUCCUACAAAUCCUCGCUUCAAGGAAACUGCAGGUAUGAAGGCGCUGUUAGAAGAAGGCCGCAAGAAACGAAAGCAAGGAAAAGACGAUGAUGAGCCAGAGGUGGAACGGGGUAGUAAAAAGUCAAAGCAAGAUACGGUGGGUGGAGAGGAGGACAUCAAGAAGUUAGCUGCCCGGGUCAAGGCAAAGAGCAAGCAGAAGUAA